Messenger RNA from Tricharina praecox, 2288 nucleotides. RefSeq lists its product as uncharacterized. Gene Ontology annotation, molecular function: protein binding. The record is from RefSeq and is a predicted model, not a curated record. Bases 307 to 2226 code for a protein of 639 amino acids. The transcript has 4 exons. NCBI's taxonomy places the organism in Eukaryota, Fungi, Ascomycota, Pezizomycetes, Pezizales, Pyronemataceae.
UCCUGCAUCCGUCGUAGACAGACAGACCUCCCGUACCCUACUUCCUGGCACACACCCUCUCACUCUCCCAUUCUCCUACUCAUCCGCCCACUCAUUCUUCCACUCCUCCUCUCUCACCCUCUCACCUUCUCACUCACUCAUACUGUGAACUCACACAUUUUCUAGCCCUUAUUCACAAUCAGGAAGACAGUCGGAUAAACCUGCGGGCCUCCCGUCGGUCUCUCCGCACUCUCCUCCAUCUCUCAACUCCUUCACUCCUUGCGUCAUCCCGGACGCCACCAACACAUCUCCACCACAGACAGAGCGAUGGGCAAGCUCAAUUAUACGCACCGCAAGAUCGGCGGUGAGAAGCUGGGCAAUGCCGUCAAGAAAGAUGUGCUGAAGCAUAAUCCACAACCCAAUGGCUCGAAAGCGAGGGCUCACAGGGAUCCACACCUCGACGUCUACCUGCAGGGGAGAGAGCUCGGGGACGUGGGCCUCAGAAUCGCCUGCGACGGCUUUGUUCAGGCAUUGUCCUCCGGCUCGAUCCGGCUCGACGAGCUUCACCUUGCCGAGAACGGUAUCACGAUGAGAGGGUUGAAGGCUUUGUGCGAGGUUAUCCGCCUGGCAAGCAACGACAUCAAGGACUUGGACCUCAGGGCGAAUAACCUUGCCGUUGUGACGCAGGAAGACGUAGAUGACUGGGAGCAGUUCCUGCGCGCCUUCCGGGAGGUAUCGUGUCUUCGCAGGCUGGAUAUAUCGGAAAAUCCAAUCGGCGACAAAGGCUACGAGACCUUCUUGCGAAUGUACUCCCGCGAGUCACCAAUCUACCUACCCAAACCACCAAAGUCGGAUAGUUCUGACGCCGGCUACGAUACGGACGAGCUGGACGACGAUUCGGAUGGCUCGGUGACGUUUCAUGCAAAAGCGCGCAGAUUGAGUGGCACCGGCAGGGACUCGGCCACCAGCACCGCGCAGACAACUCCUAUCAAGGGCGAAGCCAUGAGCUCUCCGUCGUCCAAACACCUCACCCUACGUCCGUCUCCGGGGAUGAUGCGUGAAUCCGAGAACGUCGAACUCCAGGGUCUCCGUUCAAUUCCAUACUUGAUCCUUUCCGAUACUGGUGUCACCGAUAGCGGUGCCCUUUUCCUCUCCUACAUUCUGCCUCUCCAUUACACCCCGCAGCGUCUCAUGCCAUAUUUCCCGCCACCCAAAGCCGGAACCCAGACCGAGACUUUGGAAGCCUACUACGCAACAUCGUGCCGAGGAGUUGUGUAUAGGCCCAACGAGCAGCUCAAUAGCCUUUUGAGCACCCGUAUGCUGGAUCUGGCGGAGGGAAUGAGAGAAGGAUACUCAAUCAAGAUCGUCCGGCCAGAAGUGAACCCAUUCAAGUACUCGCCAAAGAAGGCCAAAGAUUUGAAUUUCGCAUUGGGUGAGAUCUGUAUUCCACCACUGGUCCGUGACCUCGAGAGAGCCCGCCACAAGAUUCAAGGGUCGAUACUCAACGUCAACGGACCGCAUUAUAUCUCCUUGUGGAGUGCUGCUCUGAAGAUGCUGGCCCUCUCUCGAUUAGUCUUUUCCGACAAAGAUGCCGAGCCGUAUCGGGUCCCCAAACAAUCGCCUCACAGAAGGUCCCUACCAUCGGCAGCUUCUUGUUCGUACAUCAAUGGCUCUGGGAGCAAGAAGGUGUAUUCUCCAACCCAUGGGCUUGGACGAAAAGUGUCUUCUGGCUCUCUUCGUGACGAGGAUCCUGGCUCGCCAUCUGUAGACGGACGAUCUCUGGCCCAAGCCCUCGCAUCUCUUGCCACAUCCCCCGGAUGUCCGCAACGAGCCCGCAAGUCUUCAAUCCCACUGGCCGAGCACCUAACUGAAGUUCAAGACUCCGAAGGUUCUGUGUCUUCGGACCCUCCAGCUACCGAAGCGACGGAUGCAUCAACGCACGAAGAGCAAGGCGUCGACGAGACUCAAAAAUCCAAGCGCACAAACGAAGGCGUGAAGACCAAUGGUGGGGCGGACGUCAAGCAGAAGCUUCCUGGCGGGCUACCAGAGUCAAUUUGGUUCACGAUCGUUGCGAUGAGCGCGGACCCCGAAGGCCUGCUGAGCGACAACCAGAUGUGGAACAUGAUCAAGUGGGCAAAGGCGCGGAACACGCUGGAGAUGGAGAGGGAGCUGUCGGGAAAGCUGAAGAGUGCGCAGAUCUGGAGGAUCCUCGAGAACACUGGCUGUCUGGCUUAUGAGGGCUUGUAGCUGACUGGGUGGUGCAUAUCAACUGGGCCUCUGAGAUGCUUAGUGCCAUGGUGGAACGCGAG